UCAAAUAUCAAUAAAAUGGAUAAGAGUGUAUCGGAAUGGAAAAACGUUGAUCUCUUCUAUACAAUCCCCCUACCAUUUUUAAAAUUCCCGACCACUGCAGAAAUAUUGUGCUACUGCUUUUACGAAUCAAAAACUACCACAGAGGAAAUCCAAAUAAGAUUAGUAAUAUGCGAACAAAACGGAAAUAUUCUUAUAUACCUCUCGAAUUGGGAAUGUAUUACCUUUAGAUGUCCAGCAAGACCGGAUACUAUCACUCUUUGCUGCCUUACAUCAAAUAACUGGCUUGCAACUGCGACACCAAUAUCCAACUGUGGUAUUCACAUUGAUAUAUACGAUUUAAGAAAAUUAACCAAAAAACAAGGAGCUCCAAUAAUUGUGUCCGCAUAUUUUCAAGUCACAAGUAUUGCUUCCUGUAUUACUGCUGUAGUCGUUGGUGAUAAAAUACUUUCUUUAGCCAUAGGAUUUGAAAAUGGAGAUAUUCUCUUGCAUUCUGGAUAAAUCACUCGAAAUUUUUCUGCAACUAUUCGCAAGCAUACUGUAAGUGGAUACGCAAUAAAUGGAAUACAUUUCGACAUUAAUAACCUGGAAUCAGAUCCCCCAACUCAAAUUAUGUUUGUAACAUGUAUUCAAGGAGUGCAUUGUUUCGUGUUGAAAGAAAAAGGUUGUAUAGAUCAAGCAUUUAUUCUCGAUAAUGAUAAAUGUAAUCACUGCAGUACGAUGCGCAAGGCUGGAGACGGCGUUGAAGUGUCGAUGUUGGUAGUAGGACGGGCAGAUGCUAUAUAUUGCUAUACCCGUGAAGGAAGAGGUCCUUGUUUUGCUAUCGAAGGCACAAAGAAAUGUCUUGCUUGGGUAGGUCAUCACUCAAUCGUCGCGACGAGAAAAUCAUGUUUAAAGCAAAACAUCUCGACUUUAAUUGUUAUAGAUACAGAAAACAAAAUUAUAGUUUAUCAAAUGCAACUACAAGAAUUGUUCUACAUAAUAAGCGAAAAUAAUUUUUGCUUUAUUAUAAACAAUGCUCAUGUCGUAAAUACUUGCAACGUAUUAAUGUUAGAGCAGCUCAAUAUGAGUAAAAAAAUACGUCGGUUAAUUAAACAAAAUAUGUACAAUAUAGCAUUAAGAUUGUUACACCGAGAGGGCUGUUCUAACUCACCGGAAGCUGCUUUCGUAAGGUUUCAAUACGGAAAUCAUUUAAUACUAAAAGGCGAAAUAAGUAGAGCUGUUAAAGAAUUUAUUAAAACAAUUGGUUUUGUUAAACCGUAUUCUGUAAUUUCAAAACUUUUACAUUCUAGAUACAAUAAUUAUCUAAUAGACUACUUAUCUGAAUGGAACAAAAUUAACGGGACUUCAAGCAACCACACAAAACUAAUUGAAUGUUGCAUUAAUCGUGAGGAAAUUAAGCAUAAAAUAGAGCACUUAUCUCAUGGAGUUGUACCCUUAAGUUUAACAAGCAAGCCGGAAUUAAGAAAUCUUUCAAAUUUAUCAAAAAUAUAUUUUGAAUGGAAACUUCAAAAUCAGAGCAAAGUUGAAAAAGAACAUUUAUUGCAUAGAUUUUUGGAGUAUGGACCAGAAUCUCUAUUAGUAGAUCCUACUACUUAUUUAGUAAACAUAAAAUCGGAACAUUUAAAUACACCCGAAAAUAUUCUAGCAGAAGAAUCUAGCAUAUCCUUUUAG
Molecule: messenger RNA, 1671 nt
Organism: Drosophila subpulchrella
Lineage: Eukaryota; Metazoa; Arthropoda; Insecta; Diptera; Drosophilidae
Product: vacuolar protein sorting-associated protein 11 homolog
Exons: 1
Biological process (GO): endosome organization; vacuole organization; organelle fusion
Cellular component (GO): HOPS complex; endosome
Molecular function (GO): protein-macromolecule adaptor activity
Source: RefSeq, a predicted model, not a curated record